AUGCCACUUAGAAAGUGGAAGUCAAAUGCAUUAAAUUUUGAUAAUGAUGAAAUUACAACUACCUCUUUAAAUUUAAAUAUUGGAUCUGAUAAUCCUAAUAUAAAGUUAGUUCUAGGCUUAGGUUGGCAAUCAGAUUCCGAUGAACUUUGUUUUAGUAUAAAUAAUAAAAUCCCCAGUGUCAUGACUAAACGUACUAUACUUUCUGUAAUUUCACAAAUUUUUGAUCCCUUAGGCCUACUCGCCCCCUGUGUUAUUAGUAUGAAAUGCUUAUUACAGAAAUUAUGGCUACUGAAAUUAUCAUGGGACGAUCCUUUACCAUCAGAUAUAUCAAGAUCUUGGAAUGAAUUUAUUAUCAAUUUACCCUUACUUAAUGAUCUGCGCAUUAUACGUAACGUUUUAGUAGAUUCUUAUACAUAUAUAGAUCUUCAUGUUUUCUGUGAUGCUUCACAAUAUGCUUAUGGAGCAUGUUUAUAUAUUUGUAGCGGAAAUGAUAACGGUGAAACUUUAGUUCGAUUGCUCAUGGCAAAAAGUCGAGUGGCUCCAAUCAAACCUAUGACCAUGCCGAGACUGGAGCUUUGCGGAGCACUUGUGGCGUUACGGCUUUAUGAAAAGGCGACUAAUGCACUUCGAGUCAAGGUAAGACGUACGUUUUUUUGGACCGACUCUUCUAUCGUAUUGGGGUGGCUUAAAAUGGUACCUAGUAAAUUACAACCCUUUGUACGCAACAGAGUUGGAGAAAUUUUGGAAAAGUCUCUUAACUGUAUUUGGAAGCAUGUUCCCACUCAUGAUAAUCCCGCCGAUCAUAUUUCCCGUGGAGUUGAUGCUAAAACUAUUAUGUCACUAGACAUUUGGUGGUCUGGGCCAACGUUUUUAAAACGUGAUAUGUCACAAUGGCCUACUCAUCCCAAAAUUGUUGGGCCACUUCCGGAAUUGCGUUCUGUUAUAGCAGUAAAUGUUGCAAUCACAAAUAAUGAUGAUAAUGAUUUUAUAAAUUUUAGUAAAUUUUCAAAUUUUUCUAGGCUUAAACGCACAGUAGCAUAUGUUUUACGCAAGUCGAACUUCCAAGUAAAGUUUUCCGAGAACAUCGUGCGUCCCGACUCUCGUCGAUACAAAAACUUUGCUGGAGCCCGCAUGGGAAAGGAU
This is a messenger RNA of Brenthis ino (lesser marbled fritillary), 1143 nucleotides long. Lineage: Eukaryota; Metazoa; Arthropoda; Insecta; Lepidoptera; Nymphalidae. The record is from the annotation of a GenBank genome assembly.